GAAGAAGACAUUCCCAUACCGCCGCUAUAUAACUGUUUGACUUUAGCUCGCAUGUUGUUCUGAUUGCAGUGGGUCAGAGUGGUUGGAAUUGUUUUAAGAUGCUGAUUUUGUCAAACAGGAUAAAGUUUUGCUCGCUGGCGUUUACCGCCGCGCGCCUUUACAGCAGCGGCCCCGCAGCGGCUAAUAAAAACCCGAAGGUUUACUUUGACAUUGCUGCGGAUAACGAGCCUCUGGGCAGAGUGACGUUUGAGCUCAACGCAGAUGUUGUGCCAAAAACAGCAGAAAACUUCAGAGCGCUUUGUACAGGACAACAUGGCUUUGGUUACAAGGGCUCCAGCUUCCACAGGGUCAUCCCUCAGUUUAUGUGCCAGGGUGGAGACUUCACCAACCACAAUGGAACCGGUGGGAAGUCCAUUUAUGGGUUGAGAUUUCCUGAUGAGAACUUCCAGUUGAAGCACACUGGGCCUGGUAUUUUGUCCAUGGCCAAUGCUGGACCCAACACCAAUGGAUCCCAGUUCUUCAUUUGUACUGCAAAAACAGAGUGGCUCGACGGCAAGCAUGUUGUCUUUGGCAGCGUAAAGGAGGGGAUGGACGUGGUGAAGAAAGUGGAAUCCUAUGGUUCCCGGUCUGGGCGCACCUCCAAGAGGAUCACAAUCACAGACUGUGGAGAGCUUGAUUAGACUCCUAUGUGCACAGUGGGUUCUGUCAGAGUGGCAUCUCCUGCUGUAAUCUUAACAGAAGAGUCCUUUCUUUAUUCACAGUGCAAAGAGCUACCUCGCUGUGGUAAAUAUGGAUCACUGGAUCUCUCAUUUUCAUAUGGUGGUACUUGAAUGCUGUCGGCUCCUAUUUUGGGGCCUCUGAAGUCCUUUAAAUGGGAACUUGUGAAGAGUCGUCAAUUAAAGAUUUCAUACAUUGGUUUGAAAAAAAGAAAAGCAUAUUUUUGUCCAUGUGAUCAUCAUUGAUUAAA
This is a messenger RNA of Cyprinodon variegatus (sheepshead minnow), 967 nucleotides long. It is a transcript of the gene ppifb, whose product is annotated as peptidyl-prolyl cis-trans isomerase A-like. The record is from RefSeq and is a predicted model, not a curated record. The transcript is spliced from 6 exons. Bases 99 to 680 code for a protein of 193 amino acids. Gene Ontology annotation, molecular function: peptidyl-prolyl cis-trans isomerase activity. Gene Ontology annotation, biological process: protein folding; protein peptidyl-prolyl isomerization; cellular response to hydrogen peroxide. NCBI's taxonomy places the organism in Eukaryota, Metazoa, Chordata, Actinopteri, Cyprinodontiformes, Cyprinodontidae. Gene Ontology annotation, cellular component: mitochondrion.